Messenger RNA from Dicentrarchus labrax (European seabass), 3903 nucleotides. RefSeq names its product inhibitor of nuclear factor kappa B kinase subunit beta (gene ikbkb). Gene Ontology annotation, biological process: peptidyl-serine phosphorylation; tumor necrosis factor-mediated signaling pathway; positive regulation of transcription by RNA polymerase II. Gene Ontology annotation, cellular component: IkappaB kinase complex; cytoplasm. Gene Ontology annotation, molecular function: protein binding; IkappaB kinase activity; ATP binding. Bases 250 to 2481 code for a protein of 743 amino acids. The record is from RefSeq and is a predicted model, not a curated record. The transcript has 22 exons. NCBI's taxonomy places the organism in Eukaryota, Metazoa, Chordata, Actinopteri, Moronidae.
GUUUACAGGAAACAUGAGUAUCAGGAAGUAGAAAGUUUGUGAGAUAUGUUGUGUCGCCAAAACUUACUACUAUAGUAAAAAAAAAAAGUUUAGGUCGUUUAAAGCCCGGAUACACAAAGAGUUCAAAGAAAAGCAGGUGUGAAAGCGUGCUUACGAAGUCUAAGGUAGGAUUUAGUUUGAGUAAUACUGAAGGUGAAGCGCUUGUCUGCAUGGAAAUUAAGUCCGAACACGGGACCAGUUGAAGACGCCAUGAAUCGAGUCCCCCUGCAGCAGCCGCAGAGCUGUGGGUCCUGGGAGCUGAAGGAGCGACUGGGCACCGGAGGGUUUGGGAAUGUCACAAGAUGGCAAAAUAAGGACACAGAGGAACAGAUCGCUAUAAAGCAGUGCCGUCAGGAGCUGAGCGAGAGAAACAAAGAAAGAUGGUGUCUGGAGAUCCAGAUCAUGAAGAGGUUGGAUCAUGUUAACGUUGUUGCAGCCAGAGAAGUUCCUGAGGGAAUGCAGAAACUGGUGGCAACCAAUGACCUACCACUGCUGGCAAUGGAGUAUUGUCAGGGAGGGGAUCUGAGAAAGUAUCUGAACCUCUUGGACAACUGCUGUGGAAUGAGGGAGGGCUCCGUUCUGAUUCUGUUAUGUGACAUUUCUUCGGCUCUAACCUACCUCCAUAAGAAGAGGAUCAUCCACAGAGAUCUGAAACCAGAAAACAUUGUGAUGCAGCAGGGAGAGAAGAGAUUGAUCCACAAGAUUAUAGAUCUCGGCUACGCUAAAGAGCUGGACCAGAGCAGCCUUUGCACCUCGUUUGUGGGAACACUACAGUACUUAGCUCCAGAGCUCAUUGAGAGACGUAAGUACACGGUCACUGUGGACUACUGGAGCUUUGGGACUUUGGUGUUUGAGUGCAUCACAGGAUUUCGCCCUUUCUUACCAACCUGGCAACCGGUUCCUUGGCACCAUAAACUGAAGCUGAAGCAGGACGAUGAUAUUGUCGUUUAUGAGGACCUCACAGGGGAAGUUCGCUUCUCCAAACACCUGCCGCAGCCCAACAACCUCAACAGUCUGCUAUUAGAGAAACUGGAGAGGUGGCUGCAGCUGAUGUUAAAGUGGUCUCCUCAGGAGAGAGGCAAAGACCCCGAGGCUACGCCCAGCAACUGCUUCUCCCAGUUGGAGCUCAUACUGCAGCUCAAGCUGGUUCAUGUGCUGAACAUGAUGUCUGCUAAGAUCCUGACAUACUCAGUGGCGGAUGAUGAGACUGUGGCAGACCUGCAGCUGAGGAUAGAAAAAGACACCAAGAUCCCUGCAGCCAAUCAGGAGCUGCUUCUGGAGGCGGGGUUAGCCUUGGAACCUCAUGGACUGGCUACACAAUGCGCCGUAGAUUACACAGAGAUAGAUGGGCGACGGACAGACUUGCCUCUGGUCUUCCUGUUUGAUCGUUCCUCUUGCAAUUAUGAACCUCACUUCGCUCCUCGCACCCUUCCGGAAAACAUUCGCUUUGUCCAAACGGACCCUAAGCACCUCCUGCCUUACAGCCCUCUGAGGAGGACUUGUGGCCAGGCGUGGCACACCAUCCGCUCCCUAAAGGAAGACUGGCAAAGAUUGCAGCAGGGGCAGAAAGCGGCCAUCAUGAGCCUGCUGAGACACAACUCUUCACUGUCCAAACAGAAGAAUGAGAUGGUGUCCAUGUACCAGAGACUCAUGGCCAAGCUUGACUUCUUCACCACCAGCCUUCAUAUAGACAUGGACAAAUACCAGGAGCAGACAGCUACCGGGAUCGCGUCAGAGAAACUCCUGUGCGUGUGGAGGGAGAUGGAGCAGACUGCUGUCAGCUGUGGUCAGGCCAAGGUGAGUGAACUGGAGGAGGAGAUGAUGCAGCUGCAGCCAGACAUAGUGGAUGUGCAGAGACAACCGUGGAGGAGUGGAGAGGCCCUGGACACUCUCGAAGGAAAGGCCAUGGAGCUGUUCCGCAAACUCAGAGAGAAACCCAGAGACCAGAGGUGUGCAGGGGACAGUCAGGAGGUGGUGCGCCUGGUGGUUCAGGCGGUGCAGUUCUAUGAGAGGAAGCUCAGAGACUUCUACACACACCUCAGUAAGACCGCAGUGUGCCGCCAGCGCGUGAUGGAGCUGCUGCCGAAGGUGGAGGGCGUGGUCCAGAGGAUGGCUGAGAGCGAGCAAGUCCUGAUGGGUCUGCAGGAGAAACGACAGAGGGAGCUGUGGAACCUGCUCAAAGUCGCCUGUAGUAAAGUUCGCAGCCCGGUGAGUGGGAGUCCCGAUGGAUUACGAACCCCCUCUUCAGUGCCGCCUCUACUGACCCCCAGACACAGCUUACAUCAGAUUGACGAGUCUCUUGUGGAGGAGAGCAGGACAUUUGAGAGUCGACUUCAGAGUUUGCUGCAUGACACCAUCCAGGAAUCGGAGAGCAGUAUGGAGAUGUUGAGCGAGUGGACGUGGCUGCAGGGAAGCCAGAAUUUCUCCAGUGACCUCUCUUAAAUUGGGUUUCAUUUUUUGCUUACUUUUGGUACUUUACUGCCUCUGUGUGGAUGGGAUGUCAAACUACAAGAGGAGUCGGUAUAAGCUGGUUUGUUUAACAAUGUGAAUAGUGUAAUAGCUGCUGGCACAUAUUUGCCUAAUGACAUUAAGGAGAUGGUAAAUCUACCCACAUGCCUGACAGUGUAGACGAGGAAAAUUAAUGCCAACCUGUAGUGCACUGAAGCAAAUCUAUCUUUAAUUAGGAUUAACCAGAAUUUACUAAAGCAGAACGUUAUUUAUUUACCCAUUUGUAAUUUCAACAAAACAUAAAAAUACAUUUUGGGGUAAAAUUACAUUUCUUUAUGCACAGAUCAACUAUUCUAUAGAUGAUACAAACCAUGCAGAAAAUAUUCCCACUAUGUUAAAACAACUGACAAACAUAAAGAGCACAUUUUAUCCUCAAAAAACAUUUCUUUAUAUUUCUUUCACUGUGUUUGGUGGACUUUUAUCAUGAAAGAUUAUAUUUUAAGAUUUAUGCACAAUCAUCCGAAAUAAACAGGUUUUUUUGUUAUAUUCUACAGAUAUCUCUGCCUUGAACUGUUUGUUCUGAACUUAAAUGUAAGUGUUUAUCCGUUUUUAUGUGUUUCUCACUGGACCAUCAUUUUUUAUUGCAACUAUUUUAGUAAGACAAUCAUUUAAUGAAAUGGGUGACAUGUAAAAUUAAUAUUACAGUAUAACUGUAUGUUGAAAUACUGUAUGAAAGUGAUCCUUUUUGUUUUUUACAUUCACUGAUAAUUGCAUGGAGGUUGGCCACAAUAACAGGAACACUGGCACAAUACGGUGCAGCCCAGUAUCCCUGCAAUAAUUAUUAAGUGUAAAUAAUUAAGAGGUUGGGUGUUUGUGGGUAUAGUCAAAAGCAACACAAAUCUCAAAUUUCUAGUCUAAACUUCAAUUUUUAAACAUUUCCUUGUUUUACUCUAAACAGUGCAUACGCAGAUAUUGAGCCAAUGUAUGGACUGUAGCAAACCUGUGAAAACAGCUACAAAACUAACCAAAUUGACUUUUUAAUACCACCAUACCACCAUUAUAUUUGAAGCUAAUGUGACUGCUACAGCAAUUUGAUAUUGCACAGCUUCAUCUGAACGACUGGAGGCAGUCUGUACUGUAUAUAGAUAAUACAAAAUGAUAAGAAAUGUUAGUGUCAAGUGUCUGUGAUAUCUUGUCUAUCUUAUGUACAUACUCUGUUAAGUUUGUAAUGUCUGAAUAACAGAAUGUUAGACAUUUCUUUCAUCAUUUUCAAAGCAAAAACUGAAUUUUGUAUCUUGAAUACAGUAUUUUACUGUACUGUUUGUGAUGUUUUCUUUAAGAAAGAGGGCACAGGUUCUCCUCUAUCUUCACCUCUUUUAUGCCAACCAAAUCAAUAAUAAAGAAAACAAGAUCAUA